AUGCACUGUCCACUGAGUUUCAUAAGUGCCAUUGUUCCUACCUUGGAAGAACUUGAAAUCUCUCCAGCGAAAAGCCAAAAGAGAGGUCCGAGUCCCAAUGCGCCAAAAUCGCCGGGAAAACGACAGGAAAAUCGUCAAGGCUGGCCAAUUGACGCCCCGAAAUUGCCUGCAGUACCAAAAUUAAGACCUUUCCUUCGACCAGGUGCCAAAGGUUCGGCCCCUUAUCAAGAAGAUCUUCAACGCUCGCCAAUUAGCACUCCGAUAUUGCCUGCAGUACCAAAGUCAAGGCCUAUCCUUCGAAAGGGUGCCAAAGUCCCUGUCCUAUAUCAAGAAGAAAAUGUUGACUGGGAAGGGGAUGUACCUAUGGUUAAUGUCGGCCAGAAACAAACCAACUCAGCAUCCCAUUAUCAAGCGGAACCUCGUAGUCCCAAAAGGACUCAGAACUCGGUACGUGGGAAAAACGCAUCUCAAAGCUCGGCAGACCGAGAGUCAUUCUUUGCAGAAUACUACAAAUUAAUUGGAGGAUUGCGAGGCCCAUUAAAUCGUCUGCUCUACGACAAGGCAAGCUCUGCCAAAACAAAAGCCAAGACAGAAGUGAUCAAUCUUGGUCAAAAGCUCGUUGACGAAUGCAAAAGAAAGAAAUGGCCAACACAAGGUAUUCUUCUCGCGAGAGAUCUAGGUGAACUAGUCAUCGGAGCAAAAGCUCUGAGAAGCGCAAGAGAAAAAUGUUUGGACCACCCUGGAAGUCCGGGUCUUUUUCGAUACGUUGAAAAACUUCAAAAUGAGAUCAAAAAUACGUACGCUCCACCACUCGCCAACGCUAUCAUAGGAGAUGUCUCUACUUUCAUUGCAGAACGAAUAGCUCGACAGUCCUCUUCAAACAAAAUUCCUUCCGACAAUGACGACGAGUUUAUCAAUAGGUGGGCAGCGCCAAAGGGGUAUGUUUUGGAAGACGAUAUACAAAAAAAGGUCGUAGGCCAAAAACCUUCUGGACGAGGCUCCCAACUAUUACUUAAAUACAAAAAGCCCGAAUUACAACCACCAAUAUAUGAGUUGAUUGCUGCAAGUACUUUCAAAAAAACGAAUAUCACAACUGUCCCGCAAAUGGACAUCCGGGGAAGGAAUGGCUUGACAAAUUAUUAUUGGGGUCAGUGUAGUAUUGGCGGCGUAGCUCAAGUACGUACUACAAAUGUGGUCACCCGUGAUCCAGCAACCUAUAUCCUUGUACGUUGUGGUGAAGACACAUGUUGGUACACUCGAUCGAAUUUAAUUGCUGAAUUCGGCAAACAAAUCAUCAAGGCCGAAGAGAAAUUUCUCAGCUUAGCAGGUCAAAAGCGCAAAAAGGCUUCUUACAAAACAGUACCCAAAGAAACGUCUCAAGUUACGUAUAGGAAAUGGUAUCAAGAUCAAGUCAAAGCAGGGUCAAAAACAAAUGUUGACAGCGAACAUGAGGACGAAGAUGAAGAUGAAGACGAGGACGAAUACGAGAAGGAAGAUGAGGAUGAGGAUGAGGAGGAAGACGAAGAGGAAGAUGAAGAUGAAGAUGAGGAAAGUGCUGCAGAAUCCGAUAACGAAUUCAUCAAUGAUUCACAUAUCUCUGAUGAGAAUAUUGGGGUCUCAAAAGAAGAGAUCGGCGGAGCAGGAAACAGGAAACGGGAAGCGGGAAACGGGAAACGGGGAACUGAGACCCGUUUUAGAAUAUCAAAUACAUAUAUAAAUCGAGAUGGUGGAAACUUGUGGGAAGUGCAAGAAGUAUCUAGGAUAAACGCAUUAUCACAACAGAAAGUUUUGAAAGAAUUAGGAGAUGUGAUGAUGGGCGGCCAGUAUCCAUGGGAAUCACUCGCGAAUAGCCUCCGAUUUCGUUAUCAAGCCGGUCUGCUAAAACUAGAGGAGUUUGAGCCUGGCAAUCUUCUCUACGAAUGGAAUGUUCUAUGCGACGAAAAGCUCCACUGGGCGCGUCAUCGCAGGCCAUCCUUUGACGAUGGAUAG
Molecule: messenger RNA, 1989 nt
Organism: Sclerotinia borealis F-4128
Lineage: Eukaryota; Fungi; Ascomycota; Leotiomycetes; Helotiales; Sclerotiniaceae
Source: the annotation of a GenBank genome assembly